Striga asiatica is the source of this 1373-nucleotide messenger RNA. Lineage: Eukaryota; Viridiplantae; Streptophyta; Magnoliopsida; Lamiales; Orobanchaceae. The record is from the annotation of a GenBank genome assembly.
AGAGAAAAAAAAAAAGAAAUAAAGGGCCAUUAUCUGUUACCCAGUCCACGUGUCACAUUUAUCUAUUUCCCUUUUAUCCCAUGGCUCCACGGUAGAAGACAACUCUUCAAAAUUUAGUGUCAGUCUAAAGUCCCAGAGUCUCCUUUUGAAUCUCUCUAGGUGGAACGAAAAUCAAAGAAAAAAAAUCUGAAAUUCAAGAUUAUAUCUGUCGCCUGUCGGUCACUCUAGACCCUUUUUUAACAUUUCUUUUUCGAAUUUUAUUUUAGCCCAUUUGAAUUUUCGGUGCUGCCGAUGGUUGUUUGAAUUUAGGGUGAAAAAAAGGUGGAAAAUUUGUUCGGAGGAGAGAGAUGUACGUGAGCGGCGGAGGUCCUCUGCGGAAGUCUUUCAAGGACUCGCUCAAAGUUCUUGAAGCCGAUAUUCAGCAUGCAAAUACUCUGGCAUCUGAUUUUUCCCGAGAGUACGAUGGGGCAUGUCUGCAAAUGAGAAUAUCUUACAGCCCAGCUGCGCAAUUUUUCCUUUUUCUUGUUCAGUGGACUGAUUGCCACCUUGCAGGUGCUCUUGGGCUGUUGAGAAUUCUAAUUUAUAAGGUAUAUGUUGAUGGCACCACCACUAUGUCGACUCAUGAGAGAAAAGCCAGCAUUCGAGAAUUCUAUGCUGUUAUUUAUCCCUCUCUAAUGCAACUUCAAAGAGGUGUCACUGAUACAGAAGAUAAAAAGCAGAAAGCUUUAUGUCUUGAGAGAUACAGGAGAAAGGAUGAAGAAGAACACAGGCAAUGCUCGGAAGUAGAGAGUGAGAGGGAAGAAGAAUGUGGGAUUUGCAUGGAGAUGAACAGCAAGAUAGUCUUGCCAAACUGUAAUCAUGCCAUGUGCUUAAAAUGCUACAGAGAAUGGCGCUCGAGGUCACAGUCAUGCCCUUUCUGCCGUGACAGCUUGAAGAGAGUUAAUUCUUGCGAUUUAUGGGUUUUUCUCGACGGCAGGGACGUUUUGGACAUUUCCACUAUAACAAGGGAGAAUUCGAAAAGGCUGUUCAUGUACAUAGAUAAGUUACCUCUUGUAGUACCCGAGACUCUCUUUGAUGCUUAUGAUACCCAUGUGAGAUAAACUUUUAACUCGUUUGCUCGAUUAUGGAUCUUUCUUUUACUCGAGGCUUUACUGAGGAGCAUGAAAUCAUCUCUUAAGUUAGUUCCGAUUGCAUGCUUAGGAAAAACCCAGCCUUGAUUUAUGUUGGGCUGUGGUUUUAAGUUUUAGAGGUUAUGUGUGCUGGGACUUUGUAUAGAAACUGUAUAGGAUGAAGUUUACUUAUCAAAAAGUUACGAUGAAAUUUGGAAUUUCGGCUGCUAAAUGAAAAGAAAUCUUAUCUUGUUUGUUGGUGCA